This is a messenger RNA of Cornus florida, 1182 nucleotides long. RefSeq names its product F-box protein At5g07610-like. The record is from RefSeq and is a predicted model, not a curated record. The coding region runs from base 1 to 1182 and encodes 393 amino acids. NCBI's taxonomy places the organism in Eukaryota, Viridiplantae, Streptophyta, Magnoliopsida, Cornales, Cornaceae. Gene Ontology annotation, molecular function: protein binding. The transcript has a single exon.
AUGGGUUCUAACAUUAGUUGCCGCCAGAAACCGUCGGAAGAAAUCUCCUCCGCCGCCGCUGAAGUCAUCGGCGGCAACGAGGACCUGCUCAUAGAGAUCUUUCUUCGUUUGCCCGCGAAAUCAGUCAUUCCAUUGAAAUUAGUGUCUAAAACAUGGCUCUCCCUCAUCUCCAGUCAUCACUUCUCUCUCCUCUGGCACCGGUACCGACGUAACAAAAUCUCCGGCAUUUUUUUCAACUCUGGAUUAAAAACUGAAAUAAAAUAUAUUCCUCUCAUAGAAUAUAAUAGUAAUAGUAAUGGUGGAGAAAGUAAGUCGUCUCUAGUUGUCGUUCCCAAUAUGCAAACAAGAAUCUUACACUCUUGUAAUGGUUUUCUACUUUGUGUUGAUUCCUUGUCUGGUAAUUACCAAGUUUACAAUCCUACUACCAAGCAAUUCUCUUUUCUUCCCAAGCCUUCUUUCCAUUCUACUGGUGAUAAUUCUCUAUUUUCUUGCGCUAAUAUUGUUGACCGUCUUCUAUAUUUGAGUUUUGAUCCUCUCAAAUCACUUCACUACAAAGUUGUUUUGCUUCAUGAAAUAGUCCACAGGUUGUAUGAAAUACAUAUUUAUUCGUCGGAAACCAGGGCAUGGUGGACUCCGUUUGAUGAUAGUAAUCCUUUCUCCGCACCAGUUGUACUGAACAUCAAUAAUGGAGUCUAUUGUAACGGUUCCAUCCAUUGGUUUUCCUUAUCGUCUAAAGCGACUUCCAUGUAUUUUGACGUUGAUCAACAUAGAUUUUGCCCAAUGCCAUCUCCGCUGUAUGAGGCUCCUUAUAAUUGUCGGCAUUUUGGGGAGUCUAGAGGUCAUUUGCAUCUCACAGAGCACACUAAUUAUGGCUGCUUUAACAUCUCUCAGAUGGAAAGUGAUUACUCCAAGUGGUCAUUGAAGUAUCGGGUGGAGCUUGACGCCAUGGAUGAUUUUGUAUCCCACCAGAAGAUUUGGCCAAAUGUGGUUUAUGUGCUUAGUUUGAUUCAUGGAGAAGAUGGAGAUGUGUUUUUGGUGCGAUUUCUAGGCAGCAAUAUCAUCUUUUCUUACAACAUCAAGGAUAACACCAUUAAAAAGCUGAAUGAUGAAGGAUUCGGUGAUGAGUUUUUUUUGUUUAAUGGUCAUGUCCAUUCAUGUAUCGAGACACUCUAUGCUGUUUGA